Baudoinia panamericana UAMH 10762 is the source of this 1765-nucleotide messenger RNA. RefSeq lists its product as uncharacterized. The record is from RefSeq and is a predicted model, not a curated record. Lineage: Eukaryota; Fungi; Ascomycota; Dothideomycetes; Mycosphaerellales; Teratosphaeriaceae. Gene Ontology annotation, biological process: amino acid catabolic process; carbohydrate catabolic process. Bases 168 to 1514 code for a protein of 448 amino acids. The transcript has 2 exons. Gene Ontology annotation, molecular function: L-fuconate dehydratase activity; magnesium ion binding.
UGACCAGCUGCAUGACAUACUCGGAGCUAUAAAAGAUUCGAGCCAUCCCAGUAGGGUCUCACGUGUAAGUUGAAAUCAGCCAGCUUUCCGCUUCUUCCUACGUCUUCACACCAUUUUUCCAUUGCAAGAACCAUCUUCUCAUAUCAGAUAUCAAUCUGUUGCUCAGAAUGGUGACUAUCACAAGAGCCACGACGCGCGAUGUACGCUUUCCAACCUCCCUAGACAAGACGGGCAGCGAUGCCAUGAACGCUGCCGGCGACUACUCGGCCGCCUAUGUCAUUCUUCAUACGGACUCGGAACAUAGUGGCCAUGGCAUGACCUUUACCAUUGGCCGUGGCAACGAGAUUGUCUGCUCAGCGAUUGCCGUGCUUUCUGAACGUGUCAAGGGCAAGAAGCUCGAAGAGCUCGUAGCAGACUGGGGCAAGACCUGGCGGUAUCUAGUCUCAGACUCGCAUCUCAGAUGGAUUGGGCCAGAAAAAGGAGUAAUUCAUCUCGCACUAGGCUCUCUUGUCAACGCUAUCUGGGACCUCUGGGCCAAAGUGCUGGGUAAGCCUGUGUGGCGUAUCGUGGCGGACAUGAGCCCAGAGGAUUUCGUCAAGUGUAUCGACUUCCGAUAUAUCACCGACGCCAUUACACCUGAGGAGGCCAUCGCUAUGCUGAAGAAGGAGGAGCCGGGCAAAGCGCAGCGUAUGAAAGACGCCGAGGCUAAUCGAGCAGUACCCGCAUACACAACUUCCGCUGGUUGGCUCGGUUACGGCGAGGAUAAGAUGAAAGGCUUACUGCAAGAAACUUUGUCGAAGGGUUACAGGCACUUCAAGCUGAAGGUCGGCACCUCAGUCGAGCAGGAUCGUAAGCGAUUGACAAUCGCUCGAGAUGUGAUUGGGUACGAUAAGGGUAAUAUUCUCAUGGUUGAUGCCAACCAGGUGUGGUCAGUACCGGAAGCGAUCGAGUACAUGAAGCAGCUUGCGGACUUCAAACCUUGGUUCAUUGAGGAGCCAACAUCGCCUGACGAUGUUUUUGGGCACAAGGCGAUCCGUGAGGCGCUGAAGCCAUACGGUAUUGGUGUCGCGACGGGCGAGAUGUGUCAGAACCGAGUCAUCUUCAAGCAGUUGAUUGCACAAGGGGCGAUCGAUAUCUGCCAGAUUGAUGCAUGCCGAAUGGGUGGCGUGAACGAGGUCUUAGCGGUCCUCCUCAUCGCGAAAAAGUACGGUGUCCCUAUCGUGCCGCAUAGCGGUGGCGUAGGUCUGCCGGAGUACACCCAGCAUCUCAGCACCAUCGACUACGUAGUCGUGUCCGGGAAGCUGUCGGUAUUAGAAUACGUUGACCAUCUGCACGAGCACUUCUUCCACCCAGCUGUGAUUAAAGAUGGCUACUACACGACACCCACCGACGCCGGCUACUCGGUUGAGAUGCGGCCGGAAAGCAUGGAUCGAUAUGAGUUCCCAGGCAAAGAGGGAGUUAGCUGGUGGCGGAGCGAGGAAGCCAAACCAAUAUUGGAGGGUGAUAGAAUAUAGCACACAGAAAGCGGAAGUCCGUACGGCUCAAUUGACCAUUACAAACCUUACGUCCGUAACGACAUCUAUCCGUGAUGCUAGCUUGGCUGGCUUGUUGAUUUAUUGACGGAUGUGGAAAAGAGGAUGGUAACGCUACUAGCAAUCAUCAGCUUGUCGAGGAUUCAAUAUCCGAUUCCGAGCUGAGAGCGUACCGUUGAGCCGCAAGGGCCACCCAGAACGCCUAAAAGAGGCGAGCAUUAUAAACAGUGCCG